Molecule: messenger RNA, 1562 nt
Organism: Abrus precatorius (Indian licorice)
Lineage: Eukaryota; Viridiplantae; Streptophyta; Magnoliopsida; Fabales; Fabaceae
Product: metal tolerance protein B
Exons: 2
Coding region: 274-1416 (380 amino acids)
Biological process (GO): zinc ion transmembrane transport
Cellular component (GO): plasma membrane; vacuole
Molecular function (GO): zinc ion transmembrane transporter activity
Source: RefSeq, a predicted model, not a curated record
AUAUAAUAUAAGAACACGAUUUGUUCGUACUAAGUAGUUAGCUGCUACCUCUCCGGCGAUGGAUGUGUCUCAGUACAAUAUCAUGUUCACCCCAACAACACAUCUUUAACUCAGUACCAUAUAUUCUUUUUCCUUCCAAUCUCAAACCUAGCCCCUCCUUUCCACUUCACCUACGACAAUUCUCAAAUUCCAAUUCACUUAUACACCUUUUUGCUUCUCAAUCUAUUUUCUGCUCUCCACCUUUGUUUCUACUGACUCAGCUUGCAGAAGCAAAUGGAACAGGAGAAAGCCCUCAUCUUGGAAGCUAGAUCCAUGCAGGAAAUUGAGAUACCCAUUGUCUCUGAUAGACUUGAUGUUCCUCCAAUGACAGUGGAGAGAUCUUGCAGUUGUGUCUGUCCUUUUUCUGGGCAUGAAAACAGUGCUGUGUCAUCAGAAGAGUCAUUAAAGUCGGCAAAGAAACUUUGUGGACUCAUUUUUUUCUAUGCUAUUGUUAUGGUUGUGGAAAUUAUUGGUGGUAUAAAAGCUCACAGUUUAGCUGUUAUUAGUGAUGCAGCACACUUGCUUUCUGAUAUUGCUGGAUUCUCCAUCUCUCUCUUUGCAGUGUGGGCUUCCCGUUGGGAAGCAACUCCAUAUCAAUCUUUUGGAUACAAUCGUCUUGAGGUUUUGGGUGCUCUCUUAUCUGUGCAGUUAAUUUGGUUGAUAUCUGGUUUUUUGAUAUAUGAAGCAGUUGGUAGACUCGUUCUCCGAAAUGCCAAGGUGAAUGGAAAACUAAUGUUUGCAAUUGCAGCAUUUGGGUUUGUCCUAAACUCUAUCAUGGUUGCAUGGCUUGGUCAUGAUCAUAGUCGUCAUCAUCAUGGCUGUGAUCAUGAUCAUAGUCAUCAUCAGUGCCAGACUGAUCAUGAUCAUGGGAAGGAGGACAUAACUAACAUAACUGAUGAGGAGAACCUUACCCUGGUAUCAAGCAGUCAUAGAGAGGCUACUGUAUUGAACAUAAAUAUCCAAGGGGCAUAUUUGCAUGUCAUGGCUGAUAUGAUUCAAUCUAUUGGAGUGAUGAUUGCGGGAGCCAUAAUAUGGGCUGAACCAGAGUGGUUUAUAGUUGACCUUAUAUGCACUCUUAUAUUUUCUGUUUUAUCUUUAAGUACUACUUUGCCCAUGCUUAGGAAUAUUUAUAGUAUCCUAAUGGAAGGGACACCCAGUGAAAUCAACAUCAGUAAGCUGGAAAAAGGCCUCAGAAGUAUCAAGGGAGUGCAGGAUGUUCAUGAUUUGCACGUCUGGGCUAUAACUGUUGGAAAAAAUGUUCUAUGUUGCCAUGUAGUGGCUGAGCCUGGCAUCAGUCACAUUGAUCUACGUGGCGUGAUUAAGUAUUACUGUCAAAAAACAUUCCAAAUACAACAUGUAACCAUACAAAUUGAGUAAUGCUACACUGUUUUCCCCUCCUUUAUUCUCUCCUUAUUAAAUAUUAGCAGAUGCAUCGUCCUAAAGAAUCACCAGACGUGUAAUUUCUUUUAUGUUUUUGACUUAAGAGUGAGUUGACAUGCUCAAAAGAUGAAGGAUUAGACAAC